CGCUUGCAUUACACUAGCGAACAGGUGAGUGGCGUGACAUUACCUGGCCUGUUACCUGCCUGGAGGUGACGGCGGGGCUGAAUCAGUGACUCUUGCGGAGGUGGUGAUUGUGGUGGUGCUGUGGUGCCUGUGUGGUAGAAGUAGUAGUAGUAGUAGUAGUAGUAGUAGUAGUAGUAGUAGUAGUAGUAGUAGUAGUAGCAGACCUAGAAAAAAGUAAUAGGUAAUAAGCAGCAGCAACAACAUCAGCAGCAGUAGCAGCAGCAGCAGCAGCAGCAGCAGUAGUAGUAUUAGUAGUAGUAGUAGUAGCAGCACCACCACCACCACCACCAUAACCACCACCAGCAUCACCACCAAGGAUGAGAAACAAUAUGUACCCUCCCGUCUUUCACCACCACACCACCACCACUACCACCACCACCACCACCACUACCACCCCAGCAUGGCCGUGUUGGUGUCACCGCGCUGGAGGAUGGCCCACGAAGUCUCCCUCCCGACGGGGCAGCAGCAAGGGGAUGGCCUCCGCUACCUGUCCGUCGUGCAGCUGCUCUUCAUCUCCUCCAUCCCCCUCAGGAACCUCACGGCGCCUCCCCGACCCGCACACCAUGGCGUCCCCUGAGCCGCUUCUGUCCCGCCCCUUCUGGAAAGUGACCAACACCCUGGCGCUCCCCAUUCGAAGUGACGAAGACGGCGACGGGGCUCCCUCCCUGCGCUCCAUCGUCUCCCUGUCCCUCCCUGUCACCAUCUUUCUCGACGUGCUGCUAGGAGAGGCGGCGACGAGCACCACAAGCAGGAGUCUCGGGGAGGACCAGGCGGGGAUCUUCCGGGCCCUAGAGGACUCUCUGACUGGCGUGGGCGUGGAUGGGCGCGCGUGUCUCCUCCGCCUCAUCUGCCACCUUCAGACCAGACCCAUUGGACAGUAUACAGUUGUGGGAGAGGUGUUAAUGCUGCUGUUUACACCGAAACGCGAGACCAGUGACUUCCUGAAGGAGUACCAGGAGGCGGAGAUGGCGGGGCUGGAUGGCGCCGACUGCUCCAUGCUCUACCCCUCCUGUCCCUUCUCCCUGCCGCGCUCUCUGCUGCCCGCUCUGUACGAGGACUCCCCAGGCGCUCCCAGCACGUCCUCCAGUCGCCCUCGUGACCUCGCCCUGCCUGCUGUGGUCUUCAACUGACUCAUCCGGCGGGAGAAGGGCCCUAGUCACUCAGAGCCUGUUAGGGUUGGCUUAUUACGCUGUUACUGGUGAUUAAGCUAGCAGUGGCCAGGGCUUGUGAUAUAUGUUGUCACGAUUAUGCUGUAUUAUGCUGUUAUAUGCUUUGAUAUGGGAGUAAACGUGAGAAAAUGCUA
This is a messenger RNA of Scylla paramamosain (green mud crab), 1342 nucleotides long. RefSeq lists its product as uncharacterized. The coding region runs from base 357 to 1169 and encodes 270 amino acids. The record is from RefSeq and is a predicted model, not a curated record. The transcript has 5 exons. Lineage: Eukaryota; Metazoa; Arthropoda; Malacostraca; Decapoda; Portunidae.